UUCAUAUACCAGCGCCCAGGCCUUCGAAAGCUGUUCCACCCAUAUCAAAGGGUGGCCGUGUGACCGAGCGCAAUAUGGAUAUAUAAUCGCCACAAUGGAGGGCGUAGAGUCGGGCCCGACACCAAUUCCACUGGCAAACAAAGACUGCCGUGUUUGCAACAGAAGGCGAAUUCAUUGCGACCGUGCUCUACCAUUUUGCGCGAAAUGCGCACGAAAAGGCGUUCAAUGUCCUGGGUACGGACCAAGAUUCCGCUGGACGAACGCUAUUGCCAUUCGCGGGCGUUUCAAAGGCCGUGGCGCGCCCAACCUAUCCAACCAAGGCCAAUCCCUCGACUUCGAGCCUCAAUCUCUGCAGAAGAUCAAUGAGGAAGGCAUCCCUGCUCCAACAUCUCAGUUUGGGCUUGCUCUGGCUCAGCAGCUACCUCCGUCCGCGGCAAAACGUCUCCUUCAAUACUAUGCCACCAACAUUGCACCACUGAUGGUCUGGCUAGAUUCGGAGAAGAAUGAAUAUAAGCGUCUUGUUAUUCCUCUAGCAGAGAAGGAUACGAUCCUCCGUCUGGCAGUUCUUACCAUUUCCGCCGAACACAUGCCGCAUGAAGAUCACCUUCCACCAGGUUUCUCACGGUCCACAGGCGAAGCUGCCAUACUCAUGAUCACUGAACGAGUUCGCCAGAUGACGGAGUGCAGUAUGGAUGAUCCACAAAUUGACGUCAAUGGUGGGAUCACCGCAGGAAUUCUAGCUGCCAUGCUAAUUCUCUCAAACCAUUCUCUGCUAAAGUCGGAGUUAUCUCAUGCUCAAUCUCACCGGCAAGCGGCACGGAUUUUGAUGAACUCGCUGGCAUUGAAACGGCCUCCUGAUGACGACCUCACCAUCUUUCUGAAAAACCAAUUGGCUAUUUACGACGUUCUGGCAUGCACAACGUUAUUCAACUAUGACCAUGUUGAGCACGCCGUCUUGCCACAUGUUUUGCAACAAGACGUCCCUUUUGGAGAUUUCCUUAAUAUCCUGCACCAUGUUACCGUCAUGUCACUCCGCAACUUCAAGAAUACGAAGCAGGCUGAAAGUCUUGAAGAGGAAUUCAAGCUUGCAAGAGGCUCGACAUUGCUGGCUGCAGGAACGCUUACUCAGACGCUCACCCAAUCGUCCAGACGAGACUUCAUACGACUCGUUGAAGCAUACCAUCAUGCUGGCAUCCUAUACGCGUAUACUCGUCUUUACACAACCCCUACUGACGAUGAACGAGCGGUUGGAUUUCAUACUGAUGAGCUUUUCAAAGUCCUAGACCAGUUUGAAGACAUAAACUCCUCUUUACACAACCUAGCAUGGCCUCUUUUCAUUGCCGGAACCUCUUGUUCGGGAGAUAAAAAGCGCAUGGAAAUCAUUAGCAGGUUGUGUCGAAUGUUAUCGACUAACACGCGGUUUGAGCAUUACGCCAACCUCUCAGUCUUUCUCCAGGAGCUCUGGCAAAGUUCGACUUCGGACUGGACUCUACUUGCGCGUCAAUGGGAGCGAAAGGGUACUCCGGUCAUAGCAGUCUGAGGCAAUAUGAUGGUUGUACCUUUCUGUUAAGUGUAAGGAAAGAAAACAACUUUUCUAAGCGGCCUUUGGAGUUUCUUGGUCCGUUUUACGCUGGAGUUCAAAGGCUAUUUGGAAUCUCCAAUCACGGACAGCCGGUCUCGAUGGUGCGCCUGUACAACGUGGAAGUUGUUGCCAUGGUCGAUUACACCAGACUCCCUGAGACUGAAGAAUUCCAUCCACAAUCUACACCUGCUACCAACCGGCUCUAUACUCUACUUGAGGUAUUCCCGAAUGGCUUCUUCUGGCGCAUCCUUGUGCAAGAAGUUCGGAAUUCUCUCAAACAUCUCCCAUGCACUUCGCCGCAGAAACUCAGUCUGCUCUUUGACCCAUCGUUCAACCUCUUCCCGCUCGAUCAUCUCUCCC
This is a messenger RNA of Cladophialophora immunda, 1942 nucleotides long. RefSeq lists its product as uncharacterized. The record is from RefSeq and is a predicted model, not a curated record. Gene Ontology annotation, cellular component: nucleus. Gene Ontology annotation, molecular function: transcription cis-regulatory region binding; DNA-binding transcription factor activity, RNA polymerase II-specific; zinc ion binding. The transcript has 2 exons. Bases 95 to 1540 code for a protein of 481 amino acids. Gene Ontology annotation, biological process: positive regulation of transcription by RNA polymerase II. Lineage: Eukaryota; Fungi; Ascomycota; Eurotiomycetes; Chaetothyriales; Herpotrichiellaceae.